AUGUCUCCUCCUCUUCCUGCAGCAUUUCCUCGUGUCCCUCCUGAGUCCCCGUUUACAACAACAAAUAGGCUUUCGUGGUCUUUGAAGUGGAGUGGGUAUCAAACUUUAGAGCUGUCUUCAGGUAUUGUUUAUCUCCCAGUGUAUACGCAGCUAGGCAAGGGGCAAUUUGGGAGGGUCUUUGAAGUUGUUCCUGCUUCUCCUCCUCCUGCUGCUGCUCCUGCUGCUGCUGCUGCUGCUGGAGGUGCAGCAGCAACUGCAACACCAACAGCAGAUAAUGCAGCCGCAAAUUCAGGGACGCAGCAAACAACAGAUGCUCCUGCUGCAGCAAAUGCAGCAGCAGCAGCAGCAAAUGGAGGCGACCACUUGCGCUCUGGUUCCCCACCUAACCCAGCAGCAGCAGCAGCAGCAACAUCAGCAGCAGCAGGUGUAGGAGCAGCAGCAGCAGCAACUGCAGCUCCUCCUCCUCGCUUGCCUGCUUCUCAGAGAUAUGCAGCAAAGCUGCUGCUGCUGCCUAACUAUAAACGCGAAGGUGUUACUGCCGAUUUGCUGCGAGAGUUCUCGAUGUAUGGAGAUCUAGAGACGCCAGGGUCUGAGGGUUUAGGGUUUGCUAAUGUAUUAAAAGUCUUCGGUAUUACAAGCUGCAUUCAGUUCUCUAAACCCUUUGCAGAUGCCUAUCUCUCAGGUGUACAGACAGCUGGCGUUCUCGUUGUCGAAAGAUGUGCCUCUGACUUCGCUGCAUUCGUCAGACUCCUCAACUUGCAGAAGAAAUUAAACCACUCAGCACUCAAAUUCUAUGCUUGGCAGCUACUCAACGGCACUCGCGCGUGGUCUUUGCCGUUCCGAAGUGUCUCUGCAGCUCCUGGGCCUCCUGCUUCGCAGCAGGAUCAGCAGCAGCAGCAGGAGCAGCAGCAGCAGGAGCCCCAGCAGCAGCAGCAGCAGCAGCAGCAGCAGCAGCAACAGGAGCAGCAGGAGUAUGCAUGCUUAAAGGAGGGGCCCCGGGGCCCUGAUGAGUGGCGCCUGCUUACAAUGAGGCAGUCUGGACGCGUCGUUACUUUACCAUACAGACCUCCUGAAAUAUUAGCUGCUGCUGCUGCUAAUCAGAGUGCAGCAAAACUCCCUGUUGCAGCAUUUUCUUCUGCAUGCGAUGUGUGGUCUGUGGGAGUAAUACUUUUAGAGUUAUGUCUACCUCAAGCUUUAUCGAGGCCUUUCAAGUGGAACUUUGCGUUUGUUCUUCACGGUGUUUGUCGUGCGGCAUUUAAUAUGGAAUUCAUGAUUCUUGAAAAUAUAUUCAAAGUCCUUGGAAAACCUGCAGACCCCACACAACUCCAAGACAUGCUCGCGUACGAUCCCGAUCCCGAUCCCGAUCCCGAUCCCAACCCCACAAUCGAUCCCAACCCCACACUCCAUACAACUGGUACAGGAGUCAGCGCUCAUUAUUCGUUGUCUGGCGAACAGCGCGACGCUCUCUGUUCUUUUUUCGGGGCUUUUCCUUCUCUGUCUCACAACGAAAGAAAAGCUGCUUUACUGGACUUCAUCUUAGAAAGAGGAGGAAUACCGUUAGACGCCCUAGGCCUAGACCUUCUUGCUAGGCUGCUUCAUGUGUCUCCUUCUCGGCGUCUCUCCGCGCACUCUGCAUUAUCCCAUCCUUGGUUUCACGACUUGCCUUUUGAGCAAAUGAACCGUUUAGGUCUUUCAUUUCACCUCGCAGACUUGGAGAUCCCUGCAUUUCGUGCUGCUCUUCCGUCUCCUCUUCGACGUUGUCUGGCUGCAUUGGAAGCAAAGGGGCGUCUACCUUCCAGCACUCGCUUUGCAUGUCACGCGCUGCUGCAGCAAGCCUUGCUGCAGCAGCAUCAGCAGCAGCAGCAGCAGCAGAAGCAGCAGCAGCAGCAACAGCAGCAGCAAGGCGUUUGCAACAGGCGAUCGGGAGAUAACAACCGACGCAGCGGCAGCAGCGUCAGUGGACAGAAGAUUCGAAGCAGCAGCAACAACAGCAGCAACAGCAUGAGAGCAGCAGCUACUGCGGCUGCUGCUGCAGCAGCUGCAGCUCCCGCAGUGAAACAGCAGCUGCUGCUGCAGCAGCAGCAACAGCUGCACAGCAGCAGCAGCAACAUUAGCAGCAGCAGCAUGGCGGCUUCCUCUUCAAGCUGCAGGUCAUCUGGGGGAAGAGCCUUUCGGUCCGUUGCUGCUGCUGCGUUGCAGCGAGGCAGCAACAGCACCACCAGCAACAGCAGCAGUAGCAGCAGCAGCAGCGUAAACCGCAGCAGCAGCAACAGCAAUACCAGGAGGAGCGACUCUGUCUCUAUCGAUUCGCAGCAGAAGGGCGUCGACGCAGCACAAAGGAGACCCCGAAACAUGCAGCAACAGCAGCAGCAACAGCAGCAGCUGCAGCAGCAGCAGCAGCAGCAGAGACACAAGAAUGGAGUCCUUUGUCCCCAGUCAGGUGUCUCCAGAAGGCCGCAGUGUGCUGGCAGUGAUGACGAGCUUGUUAGAAGUCCUUGGCGCUGCGCUCGUCCUGCUGCAGUAAGCGCCUCCACUUCGCUGCUUCCGUCUCUGCCGCUGCGGCGCCCUCUGAGUCAGAGGGGCCCCCUCUGCAGCUUAUUGCCUGCAGCAGCAGCACCUGCUGCUGCUGCUGCUGCUGCUGCUGCUGCUGCAGGGAGAGGCAACACCGCCUCCCCCCGUAAGUGUCAACGAGCAGCAAGCGCUUUUGACUGUAAGUCUGAAGGAAGCACUCCUUAUCAUGAUGCUUUAUCAGAACACAGCGCUUCACCCUUAGCUGCUGCUGCUGCUGCUGCUGCUGCUGUUAUCCCUGCUGCUGCUGGCGAGCAGUGCAGCAAUGAGAACGUUGACUCGUCGCAAGAUGCAGCCAGCAUCAGCAGCAGCAGCAGCAGCAGCAGCGCUGCAGCAGCAGCCAAGAAGAGAGGGAUGCAGACAGUUCGUUGUGGUGUGCCGAGUGUACCUGCUGCUGCUGGUAAGGAGCAGAAACCCCUCCGAAGAGCGAAGAGGCUGCGCAGGGGGUCUGAGACUUAG
Eimeria acervulina is the source of this 3027-nucleotide messenger RNA. Its product is annotated as CMGC kinase, putative. Gene Ontology annotation, cellular component: spindle midzone; chromosome passenger complex; spindle pole centrosome. Gene Ontology annotation, biological process: protein phosphorylation; mitotic spindle organization; regulation of cytokinesis. NCBI's taxonomy places the organism in Eukaryota, Apicomplexa, Conoidasida, Eucoccidiorida, Eimeriidae. Gene Ontology annotation, molecular function: protein kinase activity; ATP binding. The transcript is spliced from 7 exons. The coding region runs from base 1 to 3027 and encodes 1008 amino acids. The record is from RefSeq and is a predicted model, not a curated record.